AACAGGCAUUCGAGGCGGGCAGCCCUUCUAAAAGAGGCGAUCUAGGGGUCCUCACGGGUGCAGCGCUUCAUUCCAACAUGGCGGCGAACAGCACGGGGAAUAAAAGCGGCGGAGGGAAGCAGUCCGGCCCCUCUGCUGAGCAGGUGGUGGCGAACUUCCAGAGGAUGCGGCAGGAGCAGCGCAGCAUGGCCUCGAAAGCUAGUGAGCUGGAGAUGGAGAUCAAUGAGCACAGCCUGGUCAUCGACACACUGAAGGAAGUCGACCCCUCGCGGAAGUGCUACCGUCUAGUCGGCGGUGUGUUGGUCGAGAGGACUGUAAAAGAAGUGCUGCCUGCUCUGGAAAACAAUAAAGAACAGAUAUCAAAGUUAGUCACGUCUUUUAACACGCAAAUGCAGACGAAAGGCCGGGAGCUGACGGAGUACCGGGAACGUUACAACAUCCGCCUGGUGGGAGAAGACGACAAACAGGGCAAGGGCAACGGGGCUCAGGCCAAAGAAAGCGAAGAGGGGGGAUCUAAAAGCGGAGCCGGCGUUCUGGUCUCUUAGUCUGUUUAGCCGUUUCGCAUAAACCUAUAAUUAAUUAUGUGGGGUUCGAGAGCCUGAAUAUUGUGAAGAUCGCAAAUUUUACAUGUGAAUUUUGUAUAUUCAUAAUAUCUGGAUGGUCUCUCUUCUUCUUGACACACCCUAGAAGGCAGAACAGCACAGCUGACUGGGAAAAUUCUCACCGUUCUAUAGUACAGUUACAGUUAUGGGUUUAUUAUGAGUGCAGCCGUGACCUUUACUCCCGAAACUCUUUUGUUUUCUUUAAAUGCUUUGUGUAGGAUCAUCGAUUGCAGAGAAUUCACAGCUCCAAGACGUACAUAACACAAUGCACAACGAAAAUAAUGCUUCUGCCUUUCACAUAGUAAGGAAUGUUAUAACAAACAGACCUGCAUCCAACCUGUAGACAUUUCAGAAGUUCAGCAUCAGGCUACACUGUAGAGUGUAGACUUUUCAUGCAGCACUGAAUCAUCAACCAGGAUUUUGGAACCAUUAAUUAAAAUGCAGUAGUUGUGUAAAAAAAUAAAAAUAAAAAAGUCUUGCCCAAACUUAUAAAUUAGAACACAACCCUACAUGUACUUAUACAUAUUUUGAAGAUUUUUUUUUUAUGUUUGUCUUGUUUUUGAUUAAUUAAUUAAAAUGCGACUUGAACAUC
Molecule: messenger RNA, 1194 nt
Organism: Silurus meridionalis
Lineage: Eukaryota; Metazoa; Chordata; Actinopteri; Siluriformes; Siluridae
Gene: pfdn2
Product: prefoldin subunit 2
Exons: 4
Coding region: 78-545 (155 amino acids)
Biological process (GO): protein folding
Cellular component (GO): prefoldin complex; cytoplasm
Molecular function (GO): protein folding chaperone
Source: RefSeq, a predicted model, not a curated record